AAGACGUGUGCCGACCUAACCAUGAAACGCAUAAGAGACGGAUUCGAUUUCAAGAAUCACCAGAUGAUAACACAACGCAAGGCAAAAAUUACGCAGCACCAACUAUGCUUUUUUGUGUGCUUUGGAAUGCUCGGUGUGCAUGUUCCCCUCAGAAAGCAACUCAUAUAGCUAAUACUUGGGCCCCUCAUUCCCUUCAGUGGUCACUACCGGCCAGCCCCUCUAUUAUUUGAGGAUCUCUCCCCUCCCACCUCCCCCUCUCCCUCCCCCUCCUUAUCUUGGACCUCCUGAUCUUGAAAACUUCUAGCUAGUAUGGCGACUUUGCCUGAACUAGUUUCCCCGGCCUCAGUUGCGGGUGAGGACCUAAAGAAGAAAGAUGGUAAAAGAGUGAUCCAUAGAGGCGAAGGGUCUUCGUCCUUCAACCUUCGAAGCCUUUCGAAGCUCAUGCCUCCGCCGUUGGGCGUGUCGGGCUACGUUCAAACUCAGGCUGCGUGCAGAGGGAGGGUUAUCUCGCCUCUGGAUUCCAGAUACAGGUGUUGGGAAUCAUUUAUGGUGGUUCUGGUGGCUUACUCGGCAUGGGUUUACCCCUUUGAGGUGGCAUUCUUGAGCGCGGCUCCAAAAGGAGGGCUCUGCAUCUUUGAUAAUGUUGUCAACUUUUUCUUUGCUGUGGACAUUGCUCUGACUUUCUUUGUGGCCUACAUCGACUCCAGGACGCAACUCCUUGUUCAGGAUCAGAGGAAAAUAGCCGUCAGGUAUUUGUCAACAUGGUUCAUCAUGGACGUGGCUUCAACAAUUCCUUUUGAAGGUUUGGGUUACUUGAUUACAGGAGAAGUCAAGACGGAGACGCCCUACAUAAUAUUGAGCAUGUUUAGGCUUUGGCGGCUACGCAAGGUUAAGCAGUUCUUUACAAGACUUGAAAAAGAUAUCAGGUUCAAUUAUUUCUGGAUAAGAUCCAUCAGACUCUUAUUUGUUUCCCUAUUUCUGGUGCAUUGUGCUGCGUGUCUCUACUACUUGUUAGCAGAUAGAUACCCACACAAAGGGAAGACAUGGAUAGGUGCAUUGAUCCCAAAUUUCAAGGAAUCUAGCUUGUGGAUCCGCUAUAUUUCCUCCCUCUACUGGUCGAUUACCACGAUGACUACUGUUGGCUACGGUGAUCUCCAUGCUGUGAACACGAGGGAGAUGGUCUUCAUCAUAUUCUACAUGAUGUUUAACUUAGGACUAACUGCAUAUUUGAUAGGAAAUAUGACAAACUUGGUCGUAGAAGGAACAAGGCGCACAAUGGAAUUUAGGAACAAUAUAGAAGAAGCAUCUAAUUUUGUUUCCCGUAAUCAUCUACCUCCAAGGUUGAAACAGCAGAUAUUGGCAUACAUGUGUGUUAGAUUCAGAGCCGAGAGAUUAAACCAGCAGCAAUUGAUGGAUCAGCUGCCCAAAUCUAUAUGCAAAAGCAUCUGUGAGCAGCUCUUCUUGCCAGUUGUUAAGGAUGUCUAUCUAUUUAAUGGUGUUUCAAGGGAAAUGCUCUUGCUUCUGGUUACACAGAUGAAAGCUGAGUACAUUCCACCUAGAGAAGAUGUUAUCAUGCAAAACGAAGCACCAGACGAUGUCUAUGUGAUCGUUUCAGGUGAAGUGGAAAUUAUAUACUCUGAAGAGGAAAAGGAACAAGUGGUAGGAUCCCUAGGCACAGGAGAUCUAUUUGGAGAAGUUAGUGCAUUGUGUAAUAGGACUCAAGGUUUUACUUUCCGGACCCGAACUUUAUCCCAGCUACUAAGGUUAAAGCACAGCGCGCUUAGAGAAGCUAUGCAAGCCAAACAAGAGGACAGCAUAAUUAUAGUUAAGAAUUUUCUCAAGCAUCAAAUCGAAUAUAAGGAUACAAGUCUUGAUGAUAUUCUAACAGAGAACGGAAACCACAAUGAAGCUAGGAUUCCAUGCACCGUACUGACUGUAACAGCCGCAGGAAAUAGUUCAUUCCUUGAACAACUUCUUAGAACUGGGAUGGAUCCAAAUAUUGGCGAUUCUAAAGGAAGAACACCACUGCACAUAGCAGCAGCAAAAGGAUUUGAAGAUUGUGUUCUGGUCUUACUCAAGCAUGGAUGCAAUGUAAAUGUACAAGAUUUUGAUGGAAACACUCCGCUAUGGAUAUCUAUCGCCACAAGGCACCGCAAUAUUUUCAAACUCCUGUACCAUUAUGCAAGCAGCUCAAAUCCCAACACUGCUGGAAACCUUCUUUGCCUGGCAGCAAAGCGAAAUGACCUAUCUACGAUGAAGGAUCUCUUGGAACAUGGUUUGGACAUAGACGCAGAGAAUGAUGAAGGAACGACUGCCUUACAAGUAUCAGUGGCUGAAAACCAUGACGAUAUGGUUCGGUUUUUAGUCAUGAAUGGUGCCAAGAUAGAAAAGUUGAAUCUAAAUACAUUGGAAACAAGCAAAAUGGCCCAGACGUAUUUUGAAGAGAUGGUUCAGAAUAGAGAAAUUGGAUAUCCAAUCGCGAUAGUAAGACCCCCUAAGAUUAAGCAGGCAAAUCUGGUCGAUAACCAGGAUGAUAUGCUUAAGUGGGAUAAACUUAGGAGGGAUGAAAAAGGGGGUCACCCUCCGAGGGCUAGUAUUUACAGAGGCCACCCACUGAUCAGAAACCCAUGUUCAGAAGCUGGGAAGUUGAUAAGGUUGCCAAGCACAAUGGAUGAACUCAAGAAAACUAUAGGAGAUAAGUUCAGAGUUGAUGGAAAAAAUACAGUCAUAACGAAUGAGGAUGGCGCAGAGAUCGACUCCAUUGAAGUAAUUAGGGACAAUGAUAGACUGUUUAUUGUUGAGAAUGAAGAACUGCAACAUGUUUCGAUCAAACAAUUCCCAUUUCAUUCGUUUGACGUAUCAGCGGAGAAGAUUUAACGUAGAUGAUGUUGGUUUUGGAAGUGUGAAGACCGAAACCUGAAACAAAACUGUAAGUCUGGAAAUUCUCGGGUCGGUCGACCGACAUGCUGACUCCGAUCGACCGCAACAACGGUAGGAAAACAACCCAGGAACUCACUCUGGUCGGUCGACCAAAGCAAGAUGGUGGUCGACCAAGAGUGGUCAUCCGGUCGACCGAAGGUGAUGGUCCGGUCGACCGAAAACGUGCACCAGACCCUAUAAGAAAACUAUGUUCUGGCCGGUCGACGGACACUCAUGGUCCGGUCGACUGAAGUUAGUUUUUCUAGUUUUUUAAUUCAUUUUGGAAACUGUUUUGGGUUGAGAUCCUAUAUAUACCUAAAUUAUUUUUGUAGAACACGUGAAAAAGAUGGUUUUGAGAGGAUUCUUUAAGAGAGAUAUCAGAGAGAUAAAAACCUAUUUGUGGGCAUUGUAAUCUUCUUCAAUUAAUCAAAGAAUUGUGUGGUGUGGCU
This is a messenger RNA of Asparagus officinalis (garden asparagus), 3368 nucleotides long. Its product is annotated as potassium channel AKT2. The coding region runs from base 310 to 2877 and encodes 855 amino acids. Gene Ontology annotation, cellular component: membrane. Gene Ontology annotation, molecular function: voltage-gated potassium channel activity; protein binding. Gene Ontology annotation, biological process: potassium ion transport; transmembrane transport. The record is from RefSeq and is a predicted model, not a curated record. The transcript is spliced from 12 exons. NCBI's taxonomy places the organism in Eukaryota, Viridiplantae, Streptophyta, Magnoliopsida, Asparagales, Asparagaceae.